Molecule: messenger RNA, 1995 nt
Organism: Colletotrichum fioriniae
Lineage: Eukaryota; Fungi; Ascomycota; Sordariomycetes; Glomerellales; Glomerellaceae
Source: RefSeq, a predicted model, not a curated record
AUGGACACCGAAAGAGGCACCUACCCUGAACGACAAGUUGUCCCUGGCCAAGAUGGGCACGAUACCGACCACUCAAGCGACGACCAUGCCGCAGAUUCAACUCCCAUAAUAGGGGAGAAGAUCUACGAUGACCGAAAAGCCUGGAUCACCGUUGCUGCGUCGUCACUGACCAUGUUCGUUUACCUCGGAGUGAUCUACUCCUGGGGCAUCAUGCAAGUCAAGCUCGUUGAGACGACGGGAUCAAGCCUAACAACUUUGACAUUUGUUGGAUCAAUGGCGACGUCUUUCAUGAUCUGCUUCAGUAUUGUUUCCGACAAGAUUAUCAGUAGGAUAGGAUACCGGUUGGCUGCGUUGACUGGAGGCUUCUUCAUGGGUCUGGGUGAAGUUCUCGCAAGCUUCACCACUAACCAUGUCGUCGCCUUGUUCUUUCUGCAUGGUCUUGUCUUCGGCCUCGGUGGAGGCCUUUGUAUUUUUUCUGUCUCGACUGCUCCGAUGGGUCUCUUCAAGAACCAUAAGGCCCUGGCCAUGGGUUUUGUUUUCGGUGGUGGCAGCUUGGGCUCUGCCAUCAUGAGUGUUGUAGCCAACUACCUUGUUAAAGACUUGGGCGUCUCCUGGACAUUCCGCAUUCUGGGCUUCAUUCUCUGGGGUGUUUCCAUUCCUGCAUCUUACUUCCUCCCAAGGAGGAUGACUUCGGGAAAGCAGGCUUCCCGUCAACUUCAAUGGUAUCGAUUCAAGGAACCUCGCUUCCUUUUGCUCGUCGGCGGCACAAUACUUUCCUGCUUCCCGCUCUUCAUUCCGCCCUACUUCAUUCCAAUUUUCUCGAGAUCAAUGGGCUACACCAAGGAAAUUGGAAUCGUCAUUCUUGCCUGCUGGAACUUGGCAUCUACCCUGGGCCGCGUUAUCGCCGGAUGGGUCGCCGAUACCCUCCUGGGACCAGUCGAGAGUCUGGCAAUCUGCAUGCUCUUCAUGGCUCUAAGCUCCCUCAUAGUGUGGCCUCUGUCAUCAUCAAUCGGCAUCUUUUCCGUAUACCUCAUAUUCAACGGUAUUGGAUGUGUUGUACUUAUCCAAGGCAUUGUCGCUGCCCGGGGUGCUGUCACUGAGAGACAGUCCAGCGGUUGUCUCGUUGCUGCUACUGGAUUUGCUUCUCUGAACGGGGGAACAACUGGCGGCGCAGGCGGAACAGAGGUGACAGUAACUACUCAAGCUGACCUCGAGAAGUAUGCCAGCGCAUCAGGAAAAUACGUGAUUAAGAUCAGCGGCCGUAUCACCAUCAGCCCUCUCGGCAAGGAAAUCAAGAUCGCUAGUGAUAAAACUGUCAUUGGAUUGGGCACUUCUGGCGAGCUUUAUCAAGGUGGUCUGGGCUUGAACGGGGCUAGGAACAUCAUUAUUCGCAACCUCAAGAUUGGCCACACCAACCUGAACGAUGGUGUGGAAAACGAUCGUGACGGUGUUCAGGCCGAUACCGUGAGCAACAUCUGGAUCGACCACUGCCUUUUCGAAGACGGCGGCGACGGCCUGGUUGAUCUUCGUAAGGACACCACCUACUUCACAGUCUCCAACAACAUUUUCCGUAACCACGACAAGACUUUCGGUAUUGGCUGGACGGAGAAUGUCACGGCUCGUGGAACCAUCAACCACAACUGGUUUGACAACACAAACCAAAGAAACCCGAGCGCCGACAACUUGGCACAAGCGCAUCUUUACAAUAACUAUCUCUAUGGCGUCACUUCAUACGGGCACUACGCUCGCGGCAGCACCAACGCACGUGUCGAGAACGUUUUCUUCGAGAAGACCAAGAACCCCUUGACCAAGGACUCAGGCGCCGUGCUAAAUGCCUCUGGUAACACCUACAAGAGCUGCACUGGCACUACGGCUGCAAACUCGGGAACCUCCUUUGACCCCAAGAGUCUCUAUUCCUACACCUUGACUGCUACAGCAGAUGUUCCUGCCUACGUCAAGGCCAAUGCUGGUCCGAGAGCUUCUGUCUGCUCUUGA